UUGUUGUUGACUGUCUGGAUGUGUGAGUGGAGUCAAGUUAUAAUGACUAUCCCAACAGCCGCAGCAAUGAUACAAGCAAUUUAUCCAAAUCCGUUUUUGAAAUAAGGACUGUCAGGUCGUCUGAAAAGAAAUGUAGAGGUUAUGUGAUCCUGACAACAUGUUAAGAGAGUGACCUGUGGGAAAUGAGUAACCUUACAGCGAUUAACCUCGGCGACAAAGGCUAGCCAGCUGUUCGUCUGGUAACAGGCAGUGUAGACUAUUUCUUGAGCAUCCAGGUUUCACGUCUUCUUUUGCAGGAAUUUCUGGUGCUUGACUGCGCGUCAAUGCCGUAUCAUAUGCAGGCGAGCACCUUCAGGUGGAUACCUGCACAUUUAAAUUGCCGCUAGAAUGAAGCCGUGUACCUGGCUAACAGCGAAGGCGGUGUAACUUUACUUCUGGCAAGUGGGUAGUCUAGUCUAGUAGCUUAGUUAGACUAGCUAAUGCUGACUGUGUGUCAGUUAACGAUGGCUACUGCUGACUACUGUCUGUUUGGCACAGUUGCUUGCAUUGUAAGUUAACGUUGGCUAACUCUGAUUUAAUUUCCUUGCUACCGAUAUAUCGUUCGCAACUUUCUGUUGGUUGCUUAGCUGCUAACUAGCUAGCUAGCUAUGUCUUUCGGGUCGGACACAUUUCCAAACCUAAAGUUUCUCGAAAUUAACACUAACGUUAGGUAGCUGACUAGCUACUCAACUACAGUAGCCAGGUGCAGAUUAAUAUUGGCUCCGAUAAUGGCAGACGAGCUAGCCAGCCGGAUUCGUGGAAGUUUAGCUAAUACUGGCUCGUAUUAACAGUUAGCAUAUUAGCUAUUGUUGUCAAGCUGGUUUGCUGUUACAGUCUAAUAACGUUAUCCGACUGGUCAUGGGCGAUUAAAUGGUUGGCUAGCAAGUUAGUUUGGUGACUAUUCAUAAACCAACCUUACACCUGGAGAACAGCUGGUAAGCAUUGGGGGCGAGGACAGUUAGAGAUGGAUCAACUUAAAGUUAAAGACCGAAUCCUGGAAAAUCUUUCGUUGUCGGUGAAGAAGUUGCAGAGUUACUUUGCCGCCUGUGAAGAUGAGACUCCAGCUAUCAGGAACCAUGACCGUGUCUUACAGCGUCUAUGUGAGCACUUGGACCACGCCCUCCUCUACGGACUGCAGAACAUCUCUUCGGGCUACUGGGUCCUGGUUCUGCAUUUCACACGCAGAGAAGCAAUCCGGCAGAUAGAGGGACUCCAGCAAAUUGCCACCAACCUUGGACGCAGCCGAGCAUGGCUGUACUUGGCGCUGAGCGAGAGCUCUCUGGAGAGCUACCUCCGUCUCUUUCAGGAAAACCAGGCCCUGCUGCAGAAGUACUAUUAUGAAAACGCCUUGGUCUGCAGCCACGAUCAUCUCACACUGUUCCUCACUCUGGUGUCAGGACUGGAGUUCAUUCGAUUUGACUUGGAGUUGGAUGCCCCCUAUUUGGAUGUGACACCCUACAUGCCGGAGUACUACAAGCCCCAGAACCUGUUGGACUUUGAAGAGCGACUGCCCGGUGUGGACAGCCUGUCGCUGCACUCUUUCACCUCCACCAAUCUGGAGUGGGACGACAGUGCCAUCGCCCCCUCCAGUGAGGAUUAUGAUUUUGGUGACCUUUUCCCCGUUUUGCAGUCACUGCCCAGUGCUGACUGGGAAGAGGGUGACCUCACUGACCCCGUCCCCUGCCCUUGCUCCAUCGCCCCAGAAUCCCCGCCGGUCAUCGCCACGGUGAUGGGGACGGGAGCAGCGGGGGCCUUCACAAAAGACUCGGGCGCAUGCACGUACGCUGACGUCACUCCCACCCAGAGGACCAGCUGGCCAGACUGCUCAAAUGGGGACGACACUGAAAGCACAGAGCUGGAGGUCAUCCGGGUGGCCCGUCGGAGGAAGCCGGGGAAGAGGCGGCGAGGGAAGGGGGUGUCGGAGUGUGUAGAGAGGGCACAUGAGGAGGCUCCAGGGGGCUGCUGCACUGGGGAGGGGCCCGUGUCCUCUGGAGGGCCCCGUGAGGAAGGGACGGGCCCGGUGACGGCCCGGGACGAGGAGGCGGAGGAGGACGUGGAGGGGUUGCUCCGCCUCCCGGAGAUGACUGACACCUCGUCCAUGGAGGGCGUAGGAGAGCUCCUGAGCGAGGUGGUGAACAGCCUGGACAGGGACGGGCGUGGCUGGGAGGGGGAGGCCGGAGGGGGCCGCGGGACGAAGGGAGGCUCCAGUGCUGGGGCAGGGCCGGGCCCCCUGUGCCCACAGCAGCAGCCCUUUCGGGGGGACCCUGAGGCUGAGCCCCCUGCCACGCCCUCCCCCCUGUCCCGCCCCACGGCUCAGGACCCCACCUUCCUGCAGGUCCCCCCAGCUCCUGCAGAUUUCUACCGUUUCACCCCCCACAGUCCCGGCUCUGCUGUCCCGUGCGACGAACACGAUGACCCCGCAGAGCCUGGCCAGUCAGAGGCCCUGCCGGGUUGCCAUGACGAUGAGGGAGAGAAGCCAGUGGCACCAGACUCCGCCCCCGCCCUAGUGGAGGAGGGAGAGGAGGCGUGUCCUGAGCGGGAGGAGAACGGGCAUCGCACAGACGAAGAGAGCCAGGAAGUGAAGGAGGAGGAGCCGACCGGCCCGGCAGACAGCAGCCAUCCUGCUGAAAUCCAGGUGGACAACAACCACCUGCUGCUGCUCAUGCUGCAUGUGUUCAGGGAGAGCGAGGAGCAGCUCUACAAGGUGGUGAGCAUGAGCACAGGCCACAUGGAGGGCAACCUGCAGGCGCUCUACGUGCUGCUGACGGACUGCUGCGUUUACAUGCUACGCAGAGGGUCUGUGGAGAAGCCCUACACCGUGGAGGACAGCCUGAGCUACAGCGAGCUCGACUCCAUCUCCGUGGGUCUGGACCAGCAGACGGUCCGGCUGGUGUGUGCCGACAGGAGCAGGCAGUUCCUGCUGGACACUGCGGACGUGUCGCUGACCGUCUGGUUUCUGGAUGCUUUGAAUUCGGCCAUGGCUGGAGGACGUGGGGAGCCCCCCCGCCCGCCCGUCCUGACAGACGCGACCAUGGAGAGGCUCGCCCUCACCAAGUUUGUGUGCCAGGAGGCGCACUGCCAGGUGUCUGAGGUGUGCAUACAGCUGUAUUCUCUGGUUCACUGGGAGGACCCCAUGGAUGUGACUGUGGGCUCCCCUGUGAAUGGGCCCCUGGCCUCCAGCAGCACUAAGGAGGGGCCCCUGUUUUACCGUGCGGGGACCUCUUACCUGGGCAGGGGGCACUGGAAGAGGUGCUACCUUGUUCUCAGCAAUGGUAUACUGUAUCAGUACCCAGAGAGAACAGACGUGAAACCACUUCUGUCCAUUUCCUUGGGAGGGGAGCACUGCGGGGGCUGCCGGCGCUCCGGGUCCUCGGAGAGGCGGAACGCGUUCCAGGUGGUCCUGCCCAAGCGGCCGCCGCUGGAGCUGAGCGCCGACAGCGAGGGGGACGUGGCCGAGUGGAUGCAGCUGCUCUGCCAGGCGGCCUGCAGGGGGAUGAUCCCGCAGGGAGCUGGCCCCUCCCCAUGUAUCCCAUGCUGCCUCGUGCUGACGGACAGGCAGUUGCUGACGUGUCACCAGGACUGCCAGACCAGCUUCUUCCGCUCCCUGGGGACGGCCGAGCUGCGUGACAUCACCGCCGUGUGCCUGGAGACGGACGCAGCGUACUGCGUCAUUGAGUUCAGUGAGGAGCGCGCUCAGUUCCUGCCCCCCUGGGUUCUGUACUUCAGCGGCUGUGAGGAGAGAGAUCGGCUGCUCGGGGCUCUGCAGAAUGCAUGGAGGGACGUCUUUCAGCUGACUCUCCCGCAGAAGGGCGUGUCGGACCCCGCUGUACAGACGCGCUGCAGGGAGGCGCUGGCUCUGAUCAGGAGCGGCUGGCAGCGCGGGGACGGCCUGCACCCUGGCACAGCCCCCAGAGAGCCCUGGUGCUGAGGGACCCGGGGGGGGGGGGGCGGAGCCUUUAGGGACGUGGUCACGGAAACAUCUGCUAACAGCACCCGCCGUGCCAAUCCCCUUUGCAAAGCACCUUCCCUGGAUUACAUGCGGGACUCUGUAUUCCCGGGGGUAGAGAAGAUGGUGGCAAUGUAGCGUUUCAGUCACUCCAGAAGGGUUACAGAGUGAGACGGUUGGUUGUGUUAAAGCUGACCUGCUUAUCCCCAGGUCUUCCGUUUAAUAAUAAUGCUGCGUUAGACCUCGGGCCCUCAGCGCACUGUGGUCUCAGUGUGGAGACCUGGUGUCAGUGCUCCCCGGAGUCUCUAAAGUGCUCUGCGGAUGUCGCUGCAGAGAGGGGCCGAGGAGGGGAAUGACGGGCUCAGUCUGGGGACCGUGAGCACAAAAGCUGCUGGAUUUCGGACCUGCGGAAGGGCCGGGUUUUUACCUCACUUUAAUGUCAGGCGGUGCGGUCGAGCUGACCGUGCGGGACGAGGGAGAGGAGCGGGCUCAGGUCAGCGCGUUGGAGUCCUGAAGGAGAAGAGGGAGACCUGCACUAAACCCUGUAAAGGUCACUGUUCAUCUGGGAAAGACGGUGAACUAAAGCUCAGUAUUUAUUGCACAGUGUCAUUUUAUUAGUUUUUAUAUUUUCAUGGUUUGUGUUAGUCUGAACACUCUGGCCUUGAGUGGAUUGUGCGUGUGCGCAUGCACGCGCACUACUGCAUUAACAUUUCAGAAGUUUUUAUUUUAUUUCCUCUUUUAUUUUUCAAAAAAUAUAGGGAGCAAUGGUUACAGUUGCAUGCCGUUACCAUGAGGUAUUAAAGUGUGUGUGUGUGUGUGUGUGUGUGUGUGUGUGUGUGCGUGCGUGCGUUUGGCAUGUUGGAGGUUUUUUAUUCUUACUAAUUGACACUAGAUACAAUGGAGCAUUAUGAGUUUGAAUGCACACAGGAUGAAUGAAUAAGCUGUUGUGGUGUGAAAGUAAUUGGGCCUCAUUCACGAAACGUGUACAAUCACAUUUGAUCAUAAACUGUGUACUUGUGUUUCCAAGAAUAUUUUGCCAUUCAUAAUUUUUUUCUUAUCUGUAUUUGUUUGUGGCUGUUUCUUUACGCUAAUCACAUGAACAGGAUUGUGCAUAACAUUUACAAGCAGUCAGCAUUCAUCGUCUCAUACACCUGGGAUACGCACAAAAACAAAAGGUCUGCACAUGUCAUAAAUCCCAUAUUGGUUUUUUUUGUAGGAACAUUUUAAAGAAUAAAAGUAAGAAUAAUUUAAGAAAGGUUUGGUGAAUGAGGCCCAUUGUCUUUGGGAGGAGGAGGAAAUAAGAGUCGGGUGCUGCUUCUGUUAAUGGUGGAAGAGGUUCUGCACUGCGCGGAGUGUCCGUCCUGUUUGAGGCUCAGUACAGUGCUGUGGCUUUGCUCUCGCUGAUGGGCACUGGCUGAUGUUGGAAAGUUGGGCUGUGACGGUUUGAUUGACAGUUUACAUGGCUCCUCCCCUGAGUGAUCUCUGCCUCCACACUGCCUUCAACUCAGAUCAGCAACUGGAGAGUACUGGUAUUUACUACUGCAGAUCCAACUGGGAUAAAUCUGAAAAUUUAUGGGGAAAAAAAAACAUUAUUCGGCUUUCUUUGAAGAAAUGACUAUUUUUAGUGGGACAGAAAGGAUCUGGGGCAAAACUAAUGUAAAUACUUUGCAAUUAACAAAGUCACUGGAAAGUAGUUUUAAUACUCCACGCACAUCAUUUUCUAUCUUGAUGUUUCUUCCCUUUUAAAGUUAUAGCGCUCAGUUUGCAAACAACUGUCCCUUUUAUCACAUUGAGAAAUUGGUUUUUUAAAAGUUCCAGCCACAUAUGGGCAUACAUUCACACUCCAUUUGCCACUCACGUCAUUCUGAAUUCUUCCCCCCUUUCUCCAAAUUCCAAUGCAAUAUAAAAAUCCUUAGAGUGGCUUUAUUCAGAUGUGUGGGAACUGAGAGGCUGCUGAUAUCUGAGGUCACCAUUAUCACUGUUAUUUACCUGUGGCCUUCUCCUAUAAAACUUUAAAAUAUAAUCUUAAUCUGUACAUAUAUAAUCUUUUUUUUAGAACAAUAUUUAAAGGUGGUUAACAAAGAAAAAAUGCUGCAAAGAAGGGGAGAGUGCAUGUGAAGUUAAUGCAAGAGACUAGUUUAGGACAGAUAUUGCAUCCGAAGCAAAGCAAAAAUGUAGUAAUGGCUCUCAAAUAGCUGGUCCUGAAGUUGCUUCCUGUGUAGGUUCAGAGAAGUUGCUUCCUGUGUAGGUUUUGGGAAGUUGCUUCCUGUGUAGGUUCAGAGAAGUUGCUUCCUGUGUAGGUUCAGGGAAGAUGCUUCUUGUGUAGGUUCAGGGAAGUUGCUUCCUGUGUGGGUUCAGGGAAGUUGCUUCCUGUGUGGGUUCAGAGAAGUUGCUUCCUGUGUAAGUUCAGGGAAGUUGCUUCCUGUGUAGGUUCAGGGAAGUUGCUUCCUGUGUGGGUUGAGGAUGCCGUGCUCCGCUCAGUGCCUCUGUCACAAACCCUCCUCCAGCUUUCCUCCCAGUGCUUUGACUUGAGUAAACGGCACACCUGGCUAUUCUGCCGAAAAACAAGAGCCACCAUGAGCACACUCCUCUGGCGUCUUCGCCCACAUUUUUCUGCAGUAAAAGCAGGACAGUUUACACCUCUCUUUCCCUCUGGGGGUUCUGCCUUAUUCCAUAUUUAUUCUAUUUCUGUUCAUUUGGACACUUUGGUUUUUUUUUUUUCCUGCUGAAUUUCCCAUGUAAAAUUGGGAGUUUUUACAAGUUCAGAUAUGCAAGAGGCCCGAAACGUUUUAUGAAAAAUAAUGUUUGUGCAUUAUUGCAGUCAAAAUGAAUUGAUUCAAGAAAGCUGUUUGGCGUUCAGUUUUGGGAAUGCCACAGUUUUUAUUUUCUUCUUCCCAUUGAAGGAUUGCCCGAGUAUUCACAGGACAUUGCUGGUGAAUUACGUUUUUAUUUUUCAGAUGACUUGAAGAAGCCUAAUGAAAUGAAUGUGCAGUAUGGCAUUCAAAUACAAUCUCAGCCACACCUCAUAACCUGCAUGUUUUUAAUGAGCUUUUAUAUUGUAACAUAACAUGAAUAAUGUGUACAUAUGUUAACAUGGUACUGUAUGUAACACAGCAGAAAUAAAGGCAUAUGUAUUUACCUCUUAA
Messenger RNA from Anguilla anguilla (European eel), 7131 nucleotides. RefSeq names its product pleckstrin homology domain-containing family M member 2-like. Bases 1004 to 3967 code for a protein of 987 amino acids. Gene Ontology annotation, molecular function: kinesin binding. NCBI's taxonomy places the organism in Eukaryota, Metazoa, Chordata, Actinopteri, Anguilliformes, Anguillidae. Gene Ontology annotation, cellular component: endosome membrane. Gene Ontology annotation, biological process: positive regulation of membrane tubulation; lysosome localization; Golgi organization. The record is from RefSeq and is a predicted model, not a curated record. The transcript has 20 exons.